UUGCAAUGUUUUACUCCUACCUGAAUCAUCAUCCAAAAACCUCCAUUUUUAGUCACAACUUUCUUCUUGAAGAUCUCAAACUAUGGCUAAAAAACCAAGCUUGGGUCGCCAAAAGAUCAAAAUCGCGAAAAUUCAGAUAAAAAACCAUCUACAAGUAACUUUCUCUAAGAGGCGAUCCGGGCUGUUUAAGAAAGCUAGCGAGCUUUGCACGUUGUGCGGUGUUGAAAUCGCGAUUGUGGUAUUCUCUCCAGCAGGGAAAGUUUUUUCCUUUGGUCAUCCUAAAGUCGAGUUGAUUGCUGAUCGAUUUUUAGCGCGAAACCCUAAUCUUAACUCAACAAGUCUACAUCUUGUGGAGUCACAUAGGUUAGCUAGCAUUCCUGAAUUAAACAUGCAGCUUAUGUACAUGCUAAAUGAGUUAGAAACCGAGAAGAAAAGAAGCGAGGCGCUAGACGAAAUGCGAAAGGAUGGGCGGAGCCAGUUUUGGUGGGAAGCACCAAUAGAGGACUUGAAUGUGCAUGAGCUUGAACAACUUAAGGAUUCAAUGGAGGAACUCAAGAAGACAAUUGGUAUACAAGCUAAUAAGCUUUUUGCAGAAAGUUCUGAUUCUAUUUCGAUUUUCGGUACUAAUAAUAAUAUUAAUGGUGGUGUUGAUCACUAUGAGAUGAUCAAGCCUGGUUCUAUUAUUUCAUCAUCUUCCGGUGCUUCUCAUGUUCAAAGUUAUGGAUAUGUCCAUGGUAUGAUGUGAAGUUCACUCAGUUUCUUUCUUGAUAUCAUGGGAUUUUGGUAGUUAGUACCUUACUAGCUACUUUUUUUUUUUGCUUUUCAUGUAAAAAUGCUGGAUUAAUA
Molecule: messenger RNA, 846 nt
Organism: Helianthus annuus (common sunflower)
Lineage: Eukaryota; Viridiplantae; Streptophyta; Magnoliopsida; Asterales; Asteraceae
Product: agamous-like MADS-box protein AGL61
Exons: 1
Coding region: 83-745 (220 amino acids)
Biological process (GO): regulation of transcription by RNA polymerase II
Molecular function (GO): RNA polymerase II cis-regulatory region sequence-specific DNA binding; DNA-binding transcription factor activity, RNA polymerase II-specific; protein dimerization activity
Source: RefSeq, a predicted model, not a curated record